AUGGACAACUUUGACGAGGAAUACGACCGGCUCCUUCAACACUUUCACGACUUCACGAGUCAUGUUGAACACAUUCGUGACUACUUGACUUCAGGACUUCAUUUCAUGACUUUCAUGAAUUCUAAAGCCGACAAGGAAACUCUUGAGCUUAUGGAGCAGCGUGAAGCAACACGAGCCGCAAGCCAUCAAGAACUCACGCCCAAGCUUGCAAGGCUUGAAAGGCGAUGA
This is a messenger RNA of Necator americanus (New World hookworm), 228 nucleotides long. RefSeq lists its product as uncharacterized. Bases 1 to 228 code for a protein of 75 amino acids. NCBI's taxonomy places the organism in Eukaryota, Metazoa, Nematoda, Chromadorea, Rhabditida, Ancylostomatidae. The transcript has a single exon. The record is from RefSeq and is a predicted model, not a curated record.